This is a messenger RNA of Diaporthe amygdali, 3315 nucleotides long. RefSeq lists its product as uncharacterized. The record is from RefSeq and is a predicted model, not a curated record. The transcript is spliced from 3 exons. Bases 1 to 3315 code for a protein of 1104 amino acids. Lineage: Eukaryota; Fungi; Ascomycota; Sordariomycetes; Diaporthales; Diaporthaceae.
AUGCCUACUUCAAACACUCGCAAGCGCGUGAGGAAACUCCUCAAAGAGCUCUGGGAGUUGCAGGUGGAGGAUGUUCCCAUGACCGCUUCCACCCUGCUCAAGAUCAAGUAUCUGCUAGGAGGCUCCACGCGAUGCAAUCACAUUGAAGUCGUCUCACCGAGGUUCCUUGCCGACCUUCCCGCUUGUCCGCUCGAGAUCACAGACAGCAGGCUUCCAAAAUUCAUCCCAACUUCAAGCUUCGUUCGUUGCCAGCUCGAGGAUCAAAAACUAAUAGGCUCGCGCAGCCACCACUGUCAGCAGGAUCCGAUCGCCCUCCCAGCAAUUCUCUCUCUUCUCGACCUUGUUGCCUCAUCCAAAGCAACUCCCAGAAAGUCUACACAUGCCACACAGUUCCGUUGGCAUUGCUCUCUGACGCAUCGCACCCACGUCAUCUUCGCUUUCAUCGACUUCAAAAUGAAGUCUAGAGUGUACAGCGUUGAGGAGCUGCUCAAUCUCAGAGCCUCUGCUUCGUCAGAUAUCCUUGAGCGUCUUUUUCAAGGUAACCAACUUCCUGAGAUGGUUCGCAACAAGUCUCGCGUCAAUUCAGUCAGCUCCCGCAGCUACAAUUCGAACUCGCUGAAGCGUGACAGAAAGAAGACCAUGGACGACUCCUCUACCGCCUCCGAAGAAGUCGUCUUCAAGGGAAACAUGAGCCGCCGUCACAUCAAGCAGGAUCCUGCUCCCGUCGACAAUAACAAUAAUCCCAAGGCGCCUGCUCCCACUCCUGCCCCUGUACUUCCUGAUCAACCUGUCGCUACAGCUGUCGCUUCUGCACCCGACCCCAACCAACUCAUGGAGUGGAAGUAUCGUGGCCGCAGUGAGUCCGAGGUCAUGGUCAACGAGCCUUUACCAGCUCCCACUGGUCUCACUGCCCAGCACAGCGAAGGUUUCCAGCGGUUCUAUAAGGCAGUUGUCUCUCCCACUCACGUUCGAGUUACCGCUGGAGGACGAAUCGUCCCCAACACUCGCAACCCUGCUUCUCCAACCGCGAAACGUCCCAAGGACACCGAGAGUGCCAUCAACGACGAAAAGGCAGAACCUGCUCCAGUGCCUGCGUCAGCCCCGAAGCAGCCCGCGGCAAUAAUGGGAAUGCCUCACCCAAUGCCAUUCUUCUAUCCUGGCUAUCCUGGAAUGCCACCCGUGCAUCCUAUGACCGGCAUGCCGAUGCCUAUGAUGCCCCCUGGCUUCCCUUUCCCCAUGCCGAUGCCUGCGGUGCCCACUGCCAGCAGCACUGAAGAGGCUACCCACAAGGAGAACUUAAACAAGAGGGCCGAAGAGUACAAACCUCCAUAUGAGCCCCAACCGGGCAAGACCGGCGUCAAGCUUUCGCCUCCAGACCAGUUCGACCACACCAAGCCUUUCAUGUACAAUGGCCAGCAGUGGAUGUUCCCAAUGUUCCCAGCUCCUUACCCGGGCUUCCUUAGAAUGCCGCCUCCGGGAUAUGCUGGCCAUGUGCCUGGACCGCCCAUGAUGAUGCCCCCUCAAAUGCCCAUGGCACCGAUGAUGGGACCGAUGGGAUCGAUGGGACCGAUGGGACCGAUGGGCCCUCCAGGACAUCCGCCAUCCGCGGGUCCUUCCACCAUGACUACUGCUGCGCCAUCGUCCUCCCGCCAAUCCACUCCCCAGCCUCCUUCUAAGCCGCCGAUAUCUUCCAUCCGUCCGAGCCAGAUCACGAGGAAGCAGAUUGAUGGUCUUCGGGCCAAUCUCAAGUACCAUGAGGAUCAGUUGCAGUACAACAAGCACCAAAUCGACGAGAAGGACAUGCAGCACAAGAUCGAGCUGCUCAAUUCCGAUAUUGAACGCUUUGAGAAAGUCUUCAGAGCUCAAGCAGGGUUUGAGGCAAAGCACUACCCCAAGACUGACAAGGACAAGGACGAGGUAACUUCGUCAAGUGGCCGCAGCUCGGCGCCCUCAUCCAAGACUCAGUCUCAGUCAGAGGAAAGCAAGGAGAGCAAGGAGAGCAAGGCGACCACGAUGACCAAUGCUUCCAAUUGUCAGCCUAAGCUCAGAAAGAAGGAUCGGUCUCGUGACUCGGUCGGCAUCAACUCGAACAAGAGCAGCGCUGCGUCGUACACCAUGGAAGACUCUACUCAAGACCGCUCGCUAGGAUCCACGCAAGCUGGCAUGAAGUCCAGCCUGCCCAGUGGAGCUGCUCGUGCGCCUGUUUUCCAGCCGCGCUCAGUCUCGACCAUUUCGUGCCCUGUGCCCAACGGCAAGGUAGAGACUUGGAAGGCAGCCAAGUCCGAUCGUGGCAUAACUCAAGAGGAGCUUGAGGCGGCCGAGAAGAAGCUGCUUGCUGUAGGUUCUAAGGCUUGGAAUUUGCCCCAUGAGCCCAAUGGUAUGUCCAGCCAGCCUUAUGAUGGCGGAUCUCCGCGAGGACACAACGAUCUUGGUGUUCCUUACUUGGUUGGCACACUGCCACGAGGCGUUAAUCCUUACAUCAACCACCGUUUCGAGUACGAGUACAACCGCAGGUUGACUGACGAGGAGGUUCAAGCUCGCCACCUCUAUUUUGGCAAGGCACCCCGAUCUGUCAGCCAAGGUUUGCCAAAGUACGACGGCAGGAACUUCUAUCCACCCUCUCCGGUCAAGCACGCCACUCCAAGUGAAUCGCCUAGUGUCCGCCGCAGCCGGAUUCCCACUGGCGUACGCGAGGUUGACUAUGGCUUCGCUGUGCCCAACGGCAGAGAAGUUGACCCAUUCCGUGCUGUGGCUACCAGAGACACCCUUCCGAAGGCCGAAGAGGCCCUUGUCAGUAGCAAGGCUUCCUCUGUCAAGUCUGCUCAGUCAUUCAGCACCCAGGCUGAUGACCAUGCUGAGGAGUUCGAGAAAGCCUUGGCGGAGUCCAAGAACCUGGAAGGUACAGAGGCCUCCCAGGAGUCUUUUUCCGGAGCCAGUGUGAACGAGACAAAGUCUCUCGAUUACAAUGAUGCACGAUCCAACGGCACAAGCUCCAAACUCUGGCAGAGCAUGCUGAAGAGGGGCUUCACCGCCAGUGAUGUUCUGCCCAGUACUGUCACUUCAACGACGGCUCAGGGCUACCUGCCGCACUUCACUGGCCAUGCUACCGCCUCGCUCAGCCCGACGCUCUCCGGCACGAUCACUUCUCCCAUUCGCGACUCAUCUGUCAAGGACGCUGACACCAACCCCAACGGCUCGACAUUCAUGGCCCCGAAGAGUGGAGAGAAUGCCCCUCCUGUUGCUGCCGACCGCGUCUCCAUUUCGGACACCCUCCGCAACAUGGUCGGCAUGAAGUCGCCUGCGUGGGCUCACUGA